Messenger RNA from Polypterus senegalus (gray bichir), 1308 nucleotides. RefSeq names its product E3 ubiquitin/ISG15 ligase TRIM25-like. Lineage: Eukaryota; Metazoa; Chordata; Cladistia; Polypteriformes; Polypteridae. Gene Ontology annotation, molecular function: zinc ion binding. The transcript has a single exon. The coding region runs from base 739 to 1308 and encodes 189 amino acids. The record is from RefSeq and is a predicted model, not a curated record.
ACUUUUUCAUAUGACUGUAUUUUAGCUGGGGAAGAAAUGGAGAAAAAAACCCGCUUGCAACAGAGGAGAUCCCGAUAAGCAUGCGGACUAUGUAUACACUACCGGCCACUUUAUUAGGUACACGUAUUCAACUGCUUGUUAACACAAAUAACUAAUUAGCCAACCACAUGGCAGUAACUUAGUGCAUUUAGGCCUGUAAACAUUGUCAAGACACUCUACAGGAACUUUUUAUUUCAUUAUUUUUAAAAGCAUCUUCAUUUUACAUAUUAGAUAACUCGUUUCCGACGUGGCUGAUGGUGACAACUUACUCGACAGCUGCUUAUCCUGUAGUCUGGAACACACAUAUUUUCUUAUGUUAUUAUUUUGAAACGGCGCAGAGAAGAAAAAAUAAGGGGAUAGCAUUUGAUGAAGAUGUGUCAGUGAACAAUUUUUAAAUACUGCUAAGUAUUUACUGUGUGUACGUCGAAGAACAGGAUUUUAGCGACAUCUACAGGCUAAACACUCGCAGGUUGUACAGAAAGUCCUGACUAGUUAACUGACAAAGUAGCCAACUUCAGCGUCGUUCUAACGCGACUGUCUUUCCGUAACUUGGCUCUUAGCGGUGACGCGCAUGUCCGGUCAGAUUCGUAUUGCUGAAGACUGUGAUGUCAAAGACCAGGAAGUUCAAAACUUAAUUUCACUUUCAUUCUUUUCGCAAAAAUAUGUGAAUCAAACAAGAUCAGUUCUCCUUGGCAAAAGAUGUCAGAAGCCAAAUCUCCGGAGUCUUUGGAUCAAUUUACCUGCUCGGUGUGUCUGGAGACCCUCAGCGAUCCGGUCACAACACCGUGCGGGCACAACUACUGCAUGAGCUGCAUUGAGCUCUGCUGGGACAAGACGGGAGAAUGCCGGUGCCCUCAGUGCCGACAAGUCUUUGCGCCAAGACCUGCUCUUCAUAAAAACACCCUGCUGGCACAAGUCAUAGAGAAUUCAAAGCAGGAGCAAUCGAGUGACCCCCAGAACUGCGGGGUACCAGGAGACGUGAAGUGUGACGUGUGUAAUGGGCGAAAGCGCAAAGCCGUGCAGACGUGCCUCACCUGUCUGGCCUCGUAUUGCGAAACGCACAUCAGACAUCACCGGGAGUCCGAGGCGCUGAAGAAACACAAACUGGACGAGCCGACCGGCAACUUGGAGCAGAGACUGUGCGCGGAGCACAACACGGCGGUGGAGCUGUACUGCCGAACCGACCAGAAGUGCGUGUGCCUGCUGUGUGCAGCCAUCAGACACAAGGAGCACGAGCUGGUGGAGCUGGAGACCGAGAGAGAUCAGUAG